GUUUCUGUAUAAUCUUAGCGUCGUCCGGUAACAUUGCAUAUUAAAACCGUCUGCGCUUUUGCGGGGCUUGAUGCGCCCAUUCCCUUUGGACCCUCAGGUGAAAAUCUCUCCACGAGCCCUGCAGUGAAGCGCCAAGGUAUCACUGUGGUCAGUGAGGAAUGGCAAGUAACGGUGCCGAAAAGAUCCCUAUCAAUAAUGAUACUGAAGGUUCAGAAGCCACCAUUGAGAUAAAGAUUAAAACAUUGGACUCACAGAUUUAUACUCUCAAAGUGGAUAAACAGAUGCCUGUUCCUGCUUUGAAGGAACAGAUUGCUUCUGUAACUGGAGUGUUGUCAGAGCGGCAGCGCUUAAUUUGCCGAGGAAAAGUUCUAAAGGAUGAUCAACUCCUUUCUGCCUACCAUGUUGAAGAUGGUCAUACCUUGCAUCUGGUUGUGAGGCAACCUGAUCUAACUGGAAGUUUGCACAAUCAAUCAGCAUCUGAUCCACUUUCAAGCACAAACAAUGGUCACAGUAAUCAAAUAGCUCCUGGCGUUUUUAUUGAAACUUUUAAUGUGCCUGUUCAGGGAGAUGGAGUUCCUCCAGAAGUUAAUAGGAUCAUUUCUGCUAUUCUAGGAUCUAUUGGAAUUUCAAAUUUUCCAAGUGGCAGUGAAGGGAUUGAUGUCAGGGGACAUGAUUCCCGAGGGCUUGGGAGAACAUCAGGUUCAAGUGGCAUAUCAGAUUCAUUUCAGCCUCAAACUGAACAAGCUGGUUUGCGGAAUUCCUCUGAUAGAUCACGCAAUGCAUUUGGACUUCCAGCAGCAGCUUCUUCUUUGGGAUCAUUAUAUCCUCCUGUCAUUCCUGAUUCUUUGACAACCUUGUCUCAUUACGUGAGUCAUCUAAGGCAUGAGUUUGAAGCCAUUGUGAGAGAAGGGGGAAGUAGUAUCCAAGCAGCUGAGGCUCAUAGGAAUGAAGCAUCGAUUUCUUCUUCACCUUCAGGUUCUACAUCAGAAGGGCUUUUGUCACCUGCGUACUUGGCAGAAGUCUUGCAUUCUACCAGACGGAUGUUCACUGAACAGGCUGGCGAGUGCUUAUUUCAACUUUCAACACAACUCGAGAAUCAAGCUAAUGUAACUGAUCCCUUAUUGCGGUCAAACACUCAGUCUAUGGCUUGGAGGACUGGAGUUCUGUUUUAUAAUCUUGGCGCAUUUUUACUCGAGCUUGGUCGUACAACCAUGGCUUUACGUUUGGGUCAAACACCGUCUGAAGCUGUCGCUAAUGGUGGACCAGCAGUUUUUAUAUCCUCAUCUGGUCCUAACCAUAUCAUGGUUCAGCCUCUUCCUUUUCAACCUGGAGCAGCCUUUGGUUCUGCCCCUGUUGGAGCUGUGCAGCCCCCCUCUGGUUUAGGUAGCGGGCUUGGUUCAAGUUUUUACCCAAGGCGUAUAGAUAUUCAAAUACGGCGAGGUACAUCAACAUCCUCAGCUAAUGUCAACCGAGAGGAACAUGGGGAUGCACAAUCUGCCUCAGUACAAAGAAAUCCUGUUGAAGUUUCUGUUAAUCAAACAAGCUCAAGAUUUCCAGAGGAUUUAUCUGUUGGUGGGGAGUCAGGAGUACGGAUAGUGCCAAUAAGAACCAUGGUUGCAGCAGUACCUAGCCACUUAGGUCGCAACCCUUCGGAAUCUUCUGCUAAUUCUAUAGGGUUUUACUAUCCUGUUAUUGGGAGAUUUCAGCACGUACCUUCUGGAAAUGGGAAUAGUGAAUCAGGAUCUCAACCUGCCAGUCAGCAUCAAGCUUCUAGUUUUCAUGCUGCUCAACAGUCAACACCUGAAUCCACUGGGCAAAGGCAAAGUAUGGAUGAUCCUGCAAGAAAUGGAUCUUCAUUGACUUCUAGCUUAAGACAAGAGCCAUCUAAUACCCGCAGGGUGAACAUUAAUAUUCUGACGGCUGGUGGACUUCAGAACAACCAAGAAUCUGAGAGACAGAUACCCAAUAAUGUACUUCAGUUUAUAAGAGCACUCUUUCCUGGUGGUGAAAUUCAUGUUGAAGAUUCUAGUUCACCAGGAACAGCAGCUGAUCCUACCUCAGAUCAUGCUGGAACAUCAACAGGUGCUGCUCGUGCUCCUGAUUCGGAGCCCAGUGCUAGUGAGGAAGGAAUAUUUUUGUCUAACUUACUCCGCGAGGUCAUGCCCCUCAUAUCACAAGCAGGGUCUGGGACACAUGUAACCCCUCAAGGUGAAAACGCUUCAGACAACCAAACAACUUCUGAUUCUUCCACCCAGGGGGGGACAUCACGCAGACGAAGUGAUUCUGAGCCAAGCCCUCCGAAUCCUAAACGCCAAAAGAUGGAGUGAUACAUAUGAUUAGAGGUAAGGUACAAUCUGAUUGUGGAAGAUUUGGAUCAAAGCAAGCAGAAUUCAUGGUUGAAGUCUUAUUUUGUCAAAUUAAAAUUAUGUGCUUGUCCAGAUGUAGGCAAUCUUUAGGAAGUUUAUGUUCCUUAAUUGUGACAUCAUCUUGUACAAUAUCGGGCAUUGGAUUUGAGCUUCUCAUAAUUUUCUCUGAAAGCAAUGGAAUGUAUCAUUAUGCUGUU
This is a messenger RNA of Prosopis cineraria, 2563 nucleotides long. RefSeq names its product ubiquitin-like domain-containing protein CIP73. The record is from RefSeq and is a predicted model, not a curated record. The transcript is spliced from 16 exons. Gene Ontology annotation, cellular component: BAT3 complex. The coding region runs from base 159 to 2327 and encodes 722 amino acids. NCBI's taxonomy places the organism in Eukaryota, Viridiplantae, Streptophyta, Magnoliopsida, Fabales, Fabaceae. Gene Ontology annotation, molecular function: polyubiquitin modification-dependent protein binding; misfolded protein binding.